Molecule: messenger RNA, 780 nt
Organism: Aspergillus niger
Lineage: Eukaryota; Fungi; Ascomycota; Eurotiomycetes; Eurotiales; Aspergillaceae
Exons: 5
Coding region: 1-780 (259 amino acids)
Molecular function (GO): catalytic activity
Source: RefSeq, a predicted model, not a curated record
AUGUCUGGUGACAUGCCAUCUGAGUCGCUGGAGAGCAACUCUGAACAUGCUUAUUUCAUGAAGCAGGCGUUAUUGAUGGGAGAAAAAGCCCUUGAGACCGGUGAAACCCCGGUUGGCUGUGUUCUGGUGUAUGACAAAAAGAUUGUUGGUUUUGGGAUGAAUGAUACAAACAAAUCCAUGAAUGUAGUCCCCUUCAAAGCAGAUCAGACAGUGUUUGUGAAAUCUGAACCUAUAGCCGGUCUUCUCAGGGUACAAGACAUGCCGAGUUUAUUGCCAUCGAAGAAAUGCUUGAGACUUAUCCUAGGUCAGCGUUGCGUUCGACAGACCUCUAUGUUCGGAGGAACAGGUAGCAUUUUAUCACUACAUGCCGAGUUCGUUCUUGCCUUCCCUUGGACAUACACCCCUGACGCAAAACUAAUUUAUGCUAGUCGCUCAAUAGAUCCAUCAUACCCUGUGCAAGGCGGGUUGUUCCACAAGGAAGCUAUCAUGUUACUCCGGCGCUUCUACAUACAAGAAAAUGAGAAGGGUAGGAAGUCCUCGUUGCAUCCCCUACACCCUGAGCAGGGACAAUUGGUCCUUGGUCGAACGGCCACACAAUCAAGGAAGCUGAAGGCCGCUAAACACCUUCGAUCUCGUGUUGAGGCGAUUGAAGUGAAGUCUAGUGGCGGUGAAUUGAAGAACAUGUUCCAUCUAAAUUUUGCGUUGCUUCAGGAACUAAAUGUACAAUAUCGCGCAAGAGCCAAUGAAACGUCAACGAGGCGAUCCUUUUACCACCACUGA